Messenger RNA from Aspergillus calidoustus, 1215 nucleotides. The record is from the annotation of a GenBank genome assembly. NCBI's taxonomy places the organism in Eukaryota, Fungi, Ascomycota, Eurotiomycetes, Eurotiales, Aspergillaceae.
AUGAGCCAAACGCUUUCAGCGCCGGGCCCCUUGGCCUUCGAGGGGCACGCCAAUACCCCCGCGAUUCAUCUCCCUGAUGGGACGGUGCAGCAGCCCUUUCUUACGCCAGUUCAACAUCCUGCAGCUUUUCGCAAUGGCCACGUCAACUUAGAUACUUUUUCGCCUGUCAAUGAAAAUGGAAGUUUUGAGUUCGACCGAGUCUUGAAGUCCCAGAAAGUAAACCGCCGCGUGAAGCCAAAACAUGUAUUCAGAGCCUUUUGGAAGCCUGCAUAUCUCGUUCUACGCCCGAAUCUAUUAUCAGUCUACAAGGAUGAAGAAGCGACUCGACUUCGAGCGUCCAUAUCACUCUCCGAGGUCACUGCCGUCGCUCCUAUCAAAUCCCACCGAUCCUCCCGGCAAAAUGUCUUCGCAAUAUUUACGGGAUCCAAGAACUACCGUUUCCAAGCGUUGUCGGACAAAGAUAUGGAAGAUUGGAUUGAGCGGAUACGCGCCGAGAGCCGCAUAAACGAAGAUGAGGAGGCUCUUUUUGCACUCUCUAAAAAGCGCGAUACCUCGGUUCCAAAUAAACAGCGCAUCUAUGAAACCACAGAUCACUCAGAUAAUGAAUGCCCGGAGAGGGCAAGCUCUCCUGAAUUUGGUCGGGAGCUGCCUUCUACAGUACGAUCAAGGCGGCUUAUGGCUCCCCAGGAAUACUCUGCAAAUGACGUUACGUCGUAUUCUGAAUGGUCAGAUGGGCCUGGGAGCAAUGCGAGCGUUCACUCCAGGUCAAGGCCCUCGUUCCAAGACUUUUCUUCGUCUGCGCCGGCGAGUCAACCAUCUGCGCUUCCGCGGGAAGGAAGCAAGAACCAUGAACUAUCUGCCUUGCGCGACCCGGAAAGGGUCAUUUGCAAUGGUUAUCUCCAGUGUCUCAAAGUCAAGGGUGGUGUGCGGCACUGGAAACGAUUAUGGGUUGUGCUGCGGGCAAAGAGCCUUGCGUUUUAUAAGAACGAACAGGAAUAUUCGGCCGUCAAAAUCAUCCCAAUGGAGCAAAUCUUCGACGCCACCGAGGUAGAUCCCGUGUCCCGUUCUAAGAAAUUUUGUCUUCAGAUCAUUGCAGAAGAGAAGAUAUAUCGAUUAUGCACUUCCGAUGAAGAGUCUCUCACAAAAUGGCUCGGUGCUCUAAAGAGCAUCCUUGUCGGGCGGAAGAAAAAGGAGAACCCGUCUGGGACAUCAUAG